Molecule: messenger RNA, 333 nt
Organism: Acaulospora morrowiae
Lineage: Eukaryota; Fungi; Glomeromycota; Glomeromycetes; Diversisporales; Acaulosporaceae
Source: the annotation of a GenBank genome assembly
AUGUCCAAUACUCGUAGAACCCGUAGACCUCCACAAGAAGAAGAAGAUGCUUCAAAGUUAAAAUUUGGCGAAGAUUUCGAAGCCGAAGAAUUUCUGUUCAUUUCUGAAGUCGCACUGCUACUCGCGAAAACGCCAGAGAAUCAGAGGAACACAACCGUAUAUCAAAAGACCGCGGAAUAUGUCAAUUUAUUCACAAAGUUUCAUAAUGAAGAAUCCGUACGUGAGCUUCGAAAGACAUUGCUAAGAUACAAGCUUCACAAAUACGAGUUGGUUCAACUGGCGAAUCUAUGCUGCGAAGACGUCGAAGAGGCGAAAUCACUGAUUCCAAGGUGA